AUGUCGAAUGUUGAUAUAUCUAGUGACGGCCUCAUCGGCCUGGAUUAUGACUCGAGGGGCUACCUCCAGCCUCAGUCAUGGCCCGUGGCGGUGGACCAAAAUCCCCAGCGGACAUCAGAUGGAGGACGCGAUAUCUCGCCUUUACAAACCAGCGGUCACGCCUACGAACAGUCGGUAGCAGCUCAUGAUCCUAACCUCAUGGUCGACUGGCACUUCCACCACUUACAACCCCACCUCCAAUAUCCUCAAGAAGACCCCUCGUCCGCUCCCCAAUAUACAACCUCAAGUUACGGAAUGCCCAUCCAAUCGUCUCCCGUGGAUCUGAUGUCUGGAUCCCAGGGACAGAUGAGCACCGGUCUUCUUGAGAGUCCCUACAUGCCUCUCCCUGCACCUCCGGUUGAUAUGGUGCCGUUUCCCUACCAGGACCUGAUGACUUUUCCCGACGGGCUUCCGGACAUGUCUUCGUAUCCUGCGCCGCAGAACGUGAUUGAUAGCAGCUCGCCGACGGACACCUAUCUCGAAGUCCGAUCGCUGACCAGCUCUAGUAGCGACAAUGGCUGGAAUACCAUCGAGCCCCGCAGCUCUCUGGAUUUCUCGUACCCAGAGCAAGGUAUAUUUAUCAACCCUAACCAGACGCUUCAUGACAGGAGUCUGUCAGAAUCCUCCUACUCCACCUCCUAUGGCAGCUUCGUCGAGAUCUCCAACCCGAUCAACUCGCCCACAUCGGAAACCAAUCUGGAGUCUCCGUUCAGCAGUGCGAUGAACCGACGCGUUUCCUACGAUCACACCUCGCAUGGCUCGCGGUCACCAACGGCCGUGAGCCCCGUAGCCAUCGUGCGGCCGAUUCCUGUCCCGAUCAAGAAGUCUUCUUCGCCUACUCGAUCCGCGGGAUCGCAGUCUUCAUCGGCCUCGCCCCCGAGCAGAAAACCUUCGCGGAAGAGCCCUAUCGCUGCCAAGAACGCAGAGACAAAGGUUCGCAAGCAGUCGCAGAGUGGAAAGCCAGAGACAGAAAAGCGGGUUGGAAAGCGCAAGGGUCCGCUCAAGCCGGAUCAGCGGAAGCAGGCUAGUGAAAUCCGGAAGUUGAGGGCAUGCCUCCGUUGCAAGUUUUUGAAGAAGACUUGUGACAAAGGCGAGCCCUGCGCCGGAUGCCAGCCCUCUCACGCUAGAUUAUGGCAGGUUCCUUGCACCAGAAUUGACAUCAAGGAGAUUGGCUACUUUAUGAAGGACUGGAAGGCGGACUAUGAGCGUCACAUUAGCCUCGGAUUCUCGGUUGGCAACAUCAAGGGUUUCUCGGAGCAGGAAAAGACUCUCUUUAUCACCCAUGGCUAUGGCCACAUCCUCCCCAUCAAUGCCCGCGAGGUCUACGUGCGGGAUGAACAGUGCUUCAGUAUCGACUGGGUGGAAACUAUGCACCGAGAGCCAACUCAGUACGAGGUGGAAACCGCUAAACUGUCUGCUGGAAUGGAGGGCAUUUCGCACGCCAUGCUGUCCGACUACCUUGACCGCCAUAUCGAUGGUAACGGCACCUUUGAAAAGUUUGUCGAUGACUACUUCGAGGGCACCCCGUUCUUGACGCAGAUGCUCAAGACCGCUUUCCGGUAUUAUUUCCGUACUAAGCUGCCUGUGAUUCGCAAAGCCCUGAAACUCAUCAUCGCCUACAACCUGACACUGCAUGUCACAAUGGUGGAAGGAAUCGGUGAGGAGGAAAGCUUUUUGGGUACGAUCCAGGAUGCUUCGUCGAAAUUCAACGGCAAGACAAUGGCCCCGGUCAUGAUCAACUUCCAGAUCAAGUGUGCUAUGGCAAACAUGUGGCGAGAGUUGCAAAAGGAUGUUUUGGAGGAGCUUUCGAGUCUCUACUCUAGCGUCUACAGCGGAGAGAAGCUCAAGAACUGGCCGACUAUCUUCAUGCUGGCUUGCAUUCUGUUGGCGGUGUGGGAAGAGAUGCAGUUCGACUGCCACUACCGUACACCGGAUGCUGCUGCAGUGGAUAAGUUCUGCAACGAUAUGGAGACGACUCCUGUCGGUGUCAUUGUUGGCUUGUUCCAGGCUAUUUCGCAAAAGCUUCCCGCAUUCACUGACUGGGAGACGCAAAAACACCACCACUUGCUCAAUUCGAACCCGGACGUUUGCAACGCCAUGACUGAGGUCCGCCGCCACGUUACUGAAUACGAGAGCUACCUCCGUGGCCGUUCCAACUCCAAAUUCGACCGCAACGACUUUGACUGUCUAUCCAACAAAUUUAUCUCGAGACUUGUUAUUCGCGCAAACUAA
This is a messenger RNA of Aspergillus wentii DTO 134E9, 2271 nucleotides long. RefSeq names its product Zn(II)2Cys6 transcription factor domain-containing protein. Bases 1 to 2271 code for a protein of 756 amino acids. Gene Ontology annotation, biological process: regulation of DNA-templated transcription. Gene Ontology annotation, molecular function: zinc ion binding; DNA-binding transcription factor activity, RNA polymerase II-specific. The transcript is spliced from 4 exons. The record is from RefSeq and is a predicted model, not a curated record. NCBI's taxonomy places the organism in Eukaryota, Fungi, Ascomycota, Eurotiomycetes, Eurotiales, Aspergillaceae.